Messenger RNA from Pseudogymnoascus destructans, 2175 nucleotides. RefSeq names its product Carnitine O-acetyltransferase mitochondrial (gene CAT2). Gene Ontology annotation, biological process: carnitine metabolic process. Gene Ontology annotation, molecular function: carnitine O-acetyltransferase activity. Gene Ontology annotation, cellular component: mitochondrion; peroxisome. The record is from RefSeq and is a predicted model, not a curated record. The coding region runs from base 88 to 2001 and encodes 637 amino acids. The transcript has 4 exons. NCBI's taxonomy places the organism in Eukaryota, Fungi, Ascomycota, Leotiomycetes, Thelebolales, Thelebolaceae.
CGGUACACACCUCCCAAAAUUAUUUACGUGUGAUAUCUCAUUUCAACCCUCUUUCCCUUCUCCCCGUUUAUAUCCAAGUCGUGAGGCAUGUUGAACGUGUUUGCAAAGAGCCGUGUGUCGUCAUCUGCGCUGAGAAGUGGUUUACAGUCUAUGCGAACGUCUAGAAUAAUUACUCCAGCCAUGACACGAAGCAACAGCUCUCUGCCAGCUGGCUACAAAGAGGAUAACUCGAAGGGUCCUAUGCUCCGAUUUGAGGAGUCUCUCCCCAAGCUCCCAGUGCCAACUCUAGAGGAGACGGCGGCGCGCUAUGUGAAGUCCGUUCACCCGCUCGUGUCGGCGACCGAGUUCGAGCACACAAAGAAGGUCGUUGCCGAUUUCAUCCAGCCCGGCGGCAUCGGCGAGAAGCUUCAGAAGAAGCUGAUCGCCCGCCGCGAGGACCCCAAGACCGCCAACUGGAUCUACGAGUGGUGGAACGACGCUGCAUACCUCUCAUACCGUGACCCCGUCGUGCCAUACGUUAGCUACUUCUACUCACAUCGCGAUGAUCGCAGGCGGCGCGACCCGUCCAAACGCGCUGCUGCCAUCACCACCUCCGCUCUGGAGUUCAAGAAGCAGGUGGACUUGGGAACUCUCGAGCCGGAGUACAUGAAGAAGCUUCCAAUUUCCAUGGACAGCUACAAGUGGAUGUUCAACUGCAGCCGUGUCGCAGCCAAGCCGGCUGACUAUCCCAUCAAGUUCAACCACGAGGAGCACAAGUACAUCGCUGUGGUCCGCAAGAACCAGUUCUACAAGGUCUUCACUGAGGCCGACGGCCAGCAGCUCAACACUGCUGAGCUCGAGGCUCAGUUCCGCCGCAUCUACGAGAUCGCCGAGACCGUCCCCGCCGUCGGUGCCCUCACCUCCGAGAACCGCGACAUCUGGACCGACGCCCGCGAGGUCCUCCUCAAGGCCCACCCAGCCAACGCUAAGGCUCUGGAGGCCAUUGAGGCCGCCUCUUUCGUCGUCUGCCUUGAUGAUGCCGCACCCGUCACCCUCGAGGAGCGCGCGCACCAGUACUGGCACGGUGAUGGCAAGAACCGCUGGUUCGACAAACCCAUCCAGUUCAUCAUAAACGACAACGGAACCUCCGGCUUCAUGGGCGAGCACAGCAUGAUGGACGGCACCCCCACCCACCGCCUGAACGACUACGUCAACGACGUCAUCUUCAACAACAAGCUCGACUUCUCCGCCACCAACGUGCGCUCCUCCCUCCCCGAGCCCGCCCCCGUCAAGUUCCACGUCACCAAGGAAGUCGCCUCCGAGAUCCACCGCGCCGAGAAGGACUUCGCCGAUGUCAUCGGCCAGCACGAGCUCCGCGUCCAGGCCUACCAGGGCUACGGAAAGGGCCUGAUCAAGAAGUUCAAGUGCUCCCCCGACGCAUACGUGCAGAUGAUCAUCCAGCUCGCGUACUUCAAGAUGUUCGGCAAGAACCGCGGUACCUACGAGUCCGCCGCCACUCGCCGCUUCCAGCUCGGCCGCACCGAGACUACCCGUACUGUGUCUGACGACUCGGUCGCUUUCUGCAAGGCUAUAAGCAAUGCGGAUAACGACUCCAAGACUACCGUUGAGCUUUUCCGCAAGGCUAUCAACUCCCACCUCGAGUACAUCGCUGCUGCGUCUGACGGGAAGGGUGUCGACCGCCACCUGUUCGGUCUUAAGAAGCUCUUGGCGCCCGGAGAGGAGCUGCCAGCUAUCUACAAGGACCCAGCGUUCUCGUACUCUAGCAAAUGGUUCAUCUCCAGCUCGCAGCUGAGCUCCGAGUACUUCAACGGCUACGGAUGGUCGCAGGUUGUUGAUGACGGAUGGGGAAUCGCCUACAUGAUCAACGAGAACAGCUUGCAAUUCAACGUCGUUUCCAAGGGCCUUGGCAGCGAGAGGAUGAGCUUCUACCUCAACGAGGCGGCUGGUGAUAUCCGCGACCUGAUGCUCCCAACUCUCGAGGCGCCGAAGGCUAAGUUGUAGAUGUGGACUGAAGGGUGCUGGGAGCAGCAAGGUGUAGACGAACGUAGAUGCUGGUGGUGUGAUGUAUAUCCUCACUGCGGGUUUUUUGUAUAUUAUGGUGGAAAGCGUAUGGGAUGAGGGAAUGGGACAAGCAUUAGAUAGCUUAUACAUAAACAUCAUCUAUUCAUUUGACUG